Messenger RNA from Rhodamnia argentea, 1534 nucleotides. Its product is annotated as adenylyl-sulfate kinase, chloroplastic-like. The record is from RefSeq and is a predicted model, not a curated record. Gene Ontology annotation, biological process: sulfate assimilation. The coding region runs from base 307 to 1197 and encodes 296 amino acids. Lineage: Eukaryota; Viridiplantae; Streptophyta; Magnoliopsida; Myrtales; Myrtaceae. The transcript has 7 exons. Gene Ontology annotation, molecular function: adenylylsulfate kinase activity; ATP binding.
UCCCGUCUCUUUCUCUCUCUAGCAUCUGCUAGCAACGUGUUCAUGGCCUUGGUGUUGGUAUCCGUGUCUGUAUAUAUGCAUGUGUGCGGUGUCGGUGGACCGAGUAACGUGCUCAAUCGCGUCGUACGUUGGGACGAGCUGUGACCGUUCGUAAACUCUCUGCUCCGCCUUCAAAUUCGCCUAUCUCUCCCCCUGUCUCUCUCUUCUAUUUUUUGUGCCAUCCCCGAGCUUGCGCUCGCUGGGAUUCUGGUUGGGUCGUCUUCUGAUUGUUUCGUUUUCGCUCGGUUGGAUUGGUCGGGCUCAGAUAUGCCUGCGAUUCGAGGACCCGGCGCGUGCGUGUUCGGGGCUUUGGGGGAGCUCGAUUUGAGGCUGGCGAAGAAGGAGCUAGGGUUUGUGAGUUGCUCGGGGCUGGACGCCAAGCGUUUCGAGCGCGGAAGGAGCGGGCCGUCGCGGGUGUGCCUCCGUCGUGGCGAGAGGUCGGUCCCUUUGGCGCCGGUCAGAGCGAUGGAGCAGAGCAGGACCGCUCACGUGAAUAGCAAAGCUGAUGGCGCUGAAGGUGAAAAUCUCCACCAGAUAUCUACGGUUGGAAACUCAACAAACAUCAAGUGGCACAGUUGUUCAGUUAGUAAACUUGAAAGGCAGGAGUUGCUUCAGCAAAAAGGCUGUGUCAUAUGGAUCACCGGUCUCAGUGGUUCAGGGAAGAGCACACUAGCUUGUGCUUUGAGUCGGAGCUUGCAUUCAAGAGGAAAGCUGACCUAUGUCCUUGAUGGUGACAAUGUUCGUCAUGGUUUGAACAGUGAUCUGAGUUUUAAGGCAGAAGAUCGCGCAGAAAACAUUCGAAGGAUUGGUGAAGUAGCCAAGCUCUUUGCAGAUGCAGGGGUGAUUUGCAUUGCUAGUUUGAUAUCCCCAUAUAGAAGAGAUAGGGAAGCUUGCCGUGCCAUCUUGCCAGAAGGUGAUUUCAUUGAGGUCUUCAUGGAUGUGCCGCUCCAAGUUUGUGAGGCAAGGGAUCCCAAGGGUCUGUACAAGCUGGCACGAGCUGGAAAAAUUAAAGGUUUUACGGGAAUUGAUGAUCCAUACGAACCUCCACUAGAUUGUGAGAUAGUGUUGCAACAGAAGGAAUCUGAAUGUGCUUCCCCUUGUGAGAUGGCUGAAGAAGUCAUCUGUUUCCUGGAGGAGAAAGGGUACCUCAAGGCCUAAUGCAAUGGCGUGGCCCUCUGUUUCUCUCGACUGAAACCUCCUGCUCCUGUACCAUUCGUACGGCUGAAACCGGCGACCAAGCCUCUUGCAUUAAGGAAACUCCUGGUUUCCAGUGUGGAUUCGUUCCGUUAGUAGAAUAAAGCGUUGAUUAAUUUAUUAAGUUGUUCAUUGUUGCGUAGCUCAAAAUUUAGGCUGCAAUAAAUUAAAGAUGGAACUUUUGGUCUGGGGCUGGGUUGCAUUUGAUAGGAAUGUAUUAUAAUAGCAAAUGAUCGUCUUUAUUGCUUCUAUUAGUUAUUAAUUUUAUCGUGGAAUAAAUCUUUGUCGUGGUUCCAAGUUU